Molecule: messenger RNA, 631 nt
Organism: Stegastes partitus (bicolor damselfish)
Lineage: Eukaryota; Metazoa; Chordata; Actinopteri; Pomacentridae
Product: type-4 ice-structuring protein LS-12-like
Exons: 4
Coding region: 76-441 (121 amino acids)
Source: RefSeq, a predicted model, not a curated record
AGUGUGGGAGUCCUGCAUGAAGGUACCAUCAGGUCCACAUUCUCCUGCGCUACAGGUCUUAUCCAGUCAGCAGUCAUGAAAUUCUCCCUCAUCGUCGCCGUCGUCGUGCUCGCUCUGGCACAAGGAAGCUUCGCUCAGGAUUCCAGCGAUCUUGAGAGGUUCGCUCAGUACUUUGAGGAAAUGAAGACCAAAAUGACUGAGAUGAUUGGGAACCAAGAUCUGACAAACCAGGCCGACAACUUCAGGAGGACCCAGCUGGAGCCUCUGGCCGCUCAGGUGCAGGAACAGCUGAAGAGCGUUGCCACCAACGUCGAGGAGCAGGUAAAGCCCCUGACCGCCAACAUCCAGGCCCAGCUUCAGCCCAUGCUGGUGGACUUCAAGAAGCAGAUGGAGGACAUCCUCCAGAAGCUGACAGAGCAAGGCAGAGCCAUCGCCAACUAAAUCAGCCGUUCUUCCAAAAGACUCAAACGUGCCACCGCAAAGCCAUCUUCCGUCGUGGACCGAGUUAAUGGAGCUCCGUGUGUCUGAAGGCUGGCCUGUGUUCAGGGAGCCUAAAAUGUGUUUCAGUGCUUGUUGACGUUAAAAUCUCUGCCACACAGCACAAUAAAAAAUAAAGAAACAUGGAACACAA